Ochotona princeps (American pika) is the source of this 1452-nucleotide messenger RNA. It is a transcript of the gene LY6G5B, whose product is annotated as lymphocyte antigen 6 family member G5B. The record is from RefSeq and is a predicted model, not a curated record. NCBI's taxonomy places the organism in Eukaryota, Metazoa, Chordata, Mammalia, Lagomorpha, Ochotonidae. Gene Ontology annotation, cellular component: external side of plasma membrane. The transcript is spliced from 3 exons. The coding region runs from base 663 to 1238 and encodes 191 amino acids.
GGUUUAUGGGAUGUUUUUAUUGUAGAACAGACCAAAAUUCUUAGUAUUAGGUAUGGGAAGUAUAAAUUGAGAAAGACCCAUAAAAAUGGAAUUUCCAAGAUUAGAACUUUGGGGUAUCAUUAGUUGCCUUUAAACUGUGAAGGGUUUCAAUCAGUAGCACUUUUUGAAUUUUGUUUUAAAGUUUUUAAAUGAACAGACCUGUAUGGGGUGCAGAGGGGAGGCUGGUGUGGAAUUGCUGUUAAUGGUUUCUGUGUGCCCUCUGCUGGGGGAGCUGAACAUGCUCUCAGAAAGGACAUCCUGGGUUCCCCAGUUGGUGACUUGGCCUUGUAGUGAGGAGAGGACAGCAGGUGGCGCCAGAGAGACACUAGUCAGUUGACCCCUGAGGAUUAGGGAAAUUGGUUCUCUGAGGACAAAGUACACAAGUGGUUGAAGGCCCAGGUGGUGUCCCGGUUUUUCUUGUGUAGGCUGUGGUUCCCACACUCCAGGAACCAGACCUGUGGGCAGCAGAUGCUGUCUUCCUAGCCAAGUCAGGAACUUCCUGCCUCAGGAUUAUAACUGGAGCUCCGGCUCAGACCGCCUAUCCCAAGCCUGCUGCAGCUCCAGAUCAAGGCGCGUGGUCACAGGAACCUGGAGCUUUGGGGCAUCCCUGUCCCCAGAAUUACAUGAUGGAGGUCCAUGCCCUUGUGGGUGUGCUGAUCAUAGUGGACCUCGUAGCGGGGAAGGCUCCUGUUCCGGAAGUUCGGGCCUGCCAUUUCUGCCUCUUGGAAGAUCCUGCUGUGGGAUGCAUUUCAGGCUCAGAGAAGUGCACUAUCAGCACCUCAUCCCUGUGCAUGGUGAUCACCAUCCACUAUAAUAACAAGGCUCGCUUCAACAUCCGAGGCUGUGGGCAGCACAAUUCCUACCGCUGCAAAGAGAAGCGCAGCACCUACUUGUCGAACUACUGGUACGAGGUCCAGUGCUGUCCGUACGAUUAUUGCAAUUCCUGGACCAGCCCGCAGCUUGAGAGCUCCACGACUGAGCACCACGACAGGGCCAGGCCCCUGUCGGACUUCCAGAUCCAGCAGUUCUACCAGGCCUUGAAUCUUUCAUUGCCUCAACCUGGCCUUCCUGCUGGGAAGGAGCCUGACGACCUGGACCUCCUGCCCCCAAACGUGGACAUGUCCAUUGCUGACCUGCGCCACAUCUACUUGUUCCUCAACAGUUCAGGACUUGUGGUUCUUCCCCGUGCUGGACCCUGACACAUUCCCCUUCUCUAAAGCCUUUUGGUCCAGCAUGUCUCCCUCACACCCCCCAGCAUACUGCGCUGCCCUCUCUGAGAAAACCCUCAUUCUCUGGUCACUAAUCUCUUGGGGCAACCUCCUUCAUAUUUCCAGUACCUAUAUGGCUUUGCUUUAAUUUCCUACUGAGCCAUGAUGGUGUUCUUUUAAAAACCAAAACCAAAUCAAAACUCAA